Messenger RNA from Miscanthus lutarioriparius, 1344 nucleotides. The record is from the annotation of a GenBank genome assembly. NCBI's taxonomy places the organism in Eukaryota, Viridiplantae, Streptophyta, Magnoliopsida, Poales, Poaceae.
AUGGGGCUUGGAGGCAAGGACAGCAGCCACCUGGUGUCCUUCCUCAUCGGCGCUGCUCUGCCCACAGCCUUUCUCCUCUUCCUGGCGUCCGACCGACUCGGCGACGGCUUGUCAAGCAUCUCCAUGAGCUGGGGAAGCAGUGGAACCCGGCAGUCGGCUGGCCCGCGGGUUCAGGAGAGCGACAACACUACUACUCAUGAUCAAGAGGUGGGAUUCGCAGGCCUAGCUGAGCUUCUGCCGAGAGUGGCCAUGGAGGACAGGACGGUGAUACUCACGUUGGUGAACGAGGCAUGGGCGCAGCCCGGCUCACUGCUGGACAUCUACCGUGAGAGCUUCAAGAACGGCGAGGACAUAGAGCACUUCCUCAACCACGUCCUAGUCAUCGCCAUCGACUCCGGUGGGUUCGGCCGCUGCAAGGCCGUUCACCCUCACUGCUACCUCCUUGAGGUGAAUAAGUCAACGGCGAACCUGAGCUCGGCCAACAGGUUCAUGACAAAGGAAUUCCUGGAGCUGGACGCCGACAUGAUAUGGCUUCGCAACCCGUUCCACCACAUCUCCGUCUACGCCGACAUGAGCUUGUCGACGGACUACUUCAGGGACGCGUUUGCUCCCCUGAACAACACGCUCAACACGGGGCUCUACUACAUGAGGUCGACGAACCGGAGCAUCGAGAUGCUCAGGUACUGGCGGGCGGCGAGAGCGAGGUUCCCCGGCGGUAGCGAGCAGGGGGUGUUCAACGAGAUCAAGCACGAGCUCAUCACCAAGCUGCAGGCGAGGAUCGAGGCCGUCGAGACGGUGUACUUCAGCGGGUUCUGCGAGUACCACGCCAACCUGAACAGAGCCUGUACCAUGCACGCCAACUGCUGCAUCGGGCUGGCAAACAAGGUGCUCGACCUCAAGGAUGCUGCCGUGGAUUGGAGGAACUACACGAGGCUGACGCAGGAGGAGAGGAAGAAGGGGGGUUUCAAGUGGACACCCCCGGCUAGGUGCUGGAAGACAAUAGGCCCUGAAGACACAGCACACAUCAUUUUCGGCUGCACCAAUGCACAACAGUUUUGGAAUGCAGUCGGCAUUACAACUAACGAAGAUUGGCCUAUCGCAAGGUUAAAAGAGAUCCAAUGCCCAGACCACAUCCCACAGAAACACUUUGGCUCCUUCGUGCUGCUCUGCUCAUGGCAUAUUUGGAAAUGGCGCAACACCAUUGCUAUCAGAAAGGAACAAAUGACUCUCACGGGUGCCCUUUCAGCAUGCAAAUUGGAAGCAUAUAUUUGGGGAGCGAGGCUAAAACCUGACGAUAGACACAUCGCAACAACAUGGUGCUCAAUCCUUUCAAGUGCAAUGUAA